AUGGAUCAUCAUGAUUUCACGAUCAAAUCCUCUCUCCUCAUCCUAUCAAUCUCUUCCCUCAUCCUCCUCGCCAAUGGCGCUUCCUCAUCACGCAACAACAUUCACGCUGUGAGUCGAUCCCUUAACCUCAAUCACAUCAAGGAGUUUUGCCAAAAAACCUCAAACCCAAACCUUUGCGCCCAAACCAUUGAACCACACUUCCUCCAUGGUGACCUUGAUCCCUUCAAGGCCCUCGAAGUGGAAGUAGAAGCCACCCACAGCCAAACCACUAAAACCCUAAAUCUCAUCCAAACCCUACUUGCCAAACCCGACACCACUAAAUCAUUGAAGGAUUCCCUUGACGCAUGCAAGGACCAAUACCAUAUGAUAUUGGACGCUAUCAAAGAAACAAAAGACUGUAUGGCUAGAUUCGAUAUGAUCGACGCAAGUUUCAAGUUCAGUGCCGUGAUUUCAUACCAACAAACAUGCAAAGACCAAUUCGAAGGUGAUGCGUUCCCACUAAAUGAUGAUUCUGAAGCCGUCUUCGAAUUGGGAGGAAACUGCUUAGACAUCAUUGCUGAUUUGAAAAAGGGUCAGGAACCUAAGAAUUUGCCACCACCACAAAAUACCCCAACCAACAACAUCAUUGGAACCGUGUCAUAA
Molecule: messenger RNA, 642 nt
Organism: Abrus precatorius (Indian licorice)
Lineage: Eukaryota; Viridiplantae; Streptophyta; Magnoliopsida; Fabales; Fabaceae
Product: pectinesterase inhibitor-like
Exons: 1
Coding region: 1-642 (213 amino acids)
Molecular function (GO): enzyme inhibitor activity
Source: RefSeq, a predicted model, not a curated record